Molecule: messenger RNA, 970 nt
Organism: Anopheles gambiae (African malaria mosquito)
Lineage: Eukaryota; Metazoa; Arthropoda; Insecta; Diptera; Culicidae
Product: RNA-binding protein 48
Exons: 1
Coding region: 119-970 (283 amino acids)
Cellular component (GO): nucleoplasm
Source: RefSeq, a predicted model, not a curated record
GACCGUUACAAAAUACUGAAAAGUUAAUGUUUUGGAAGCUGCACACAAUCAAGCAGGUUCGAAAUGAUCUUCCAAUAUUGUUAACAAAACGUGCAAACUGUAUUCAACUGUUUCCCUCAUGUUCGGUUUCAAUUUUACAACACAAUUUUCUGUUUGUGAAAAGGCCUUUAUAGGCUUUUUUGUAGCUUGGAUGACAGAACACCUGUCAGCAGGCAAGCGAGCGUUGGCGAACGUAAACAAACCGCGCAUUCCCCAACUGCACGCACGAAUCUCAUCUUUGCCCCAUUCCCGCGUCCUAAUCAGGCGGCCAAUCGCUCCACCACUACUUCCGUUCGCUAAUAGCAUGAGCGGUACAUCGAAACCUACAAACCCACCGCCGGACAGUCACCACCUUCGCUUCCAAUACUGCCAAAACCGCCCACUGUAUCGUCGCUCGCGCCAGCUAACAGCCGUACGGGUGUACUCGGUAGCGAACGAAUCACGGCACUUGCUCAUUUUCGGCGUUCCGCAAAUUAAUCUGCUCCGAGAGCUGCGGCAAGAGCUAGUGCGGUUCGGGGCGGUGGAAUUGAUCAGCAACAUUACCGACAGCUGGCAACGGGAACAUGAAGGCUCGGACGAGCUGCAGCCCGAACCGUUUACGGACGUAUUUCAUGCGUGUUUCGUCAAACUAGAAAAGGCCCGACAAGCGAAAAAGCUGCUGGACGCACGCAACUUUUACGGCGGUAUACUGCACAUCUCGUACGCACCGGAGCGCGAAAGUGUGGACGAGGUUCGGGCAAAGCUGAACCAGCGUCGAUCGGAGGUUCGAUUCCGUGCGAAACUCGCCGGUGGGCGGCGAUCGUCCAAUUCAAAACAGCGAACGUCAAAUCUUCCUGGUGUUGGUGCUGCCGGACUGCGACAGUUGGCUGUUGUGCCGGCGGUGGACAAUAAUAGCACUAAGACACCUAAUCGUGCGGCUGCGGGUCGAUGA